ACAUGCAAGAAGGAUCUUUGAACGCAGCAUAGCUAACAUCCGAAAUGUAGCCUAGCUUGUCUUUGUGACUGACGGAAAAAUAUUAAUAGCAUAGUCUGAUUUUCUUAGCCUUUAAAAAGUGCAUUUUUACUUACAUAAUGGUUGUAGACGACGUUUUGUUUAUGUCUAUCCUGAAAGGGCAACGUAUCAAACUAACUCUGAAGACUUCGUCGUACUCCGGGGUCGUCCAACGUGUUAAUCCAAACAAAACGUUGAUUUUGGCGGAUGUUACUAGCAGCGAUGGAUGCAAACUUCCUGGAACCAAAUUGUUUUUUGGCCACGAGAUACUCAAUGUUGAAUUCCACAAUGAAGAAAGUGGUGUCCGUGGAAAUAUUCAUUCCGAUGGGCUUGAGGAGCAGCCGAAUGUAGAAAAGUUUCAACCCUGCAGAACAACAAUGACAUUAGAUAGUGAAAAAGAUGAAGAGGAGUUAAUCAAUUUUGCAGUCAUUGAUGAGUUCCACGAGAAGUUUGGACCUGCUGUGAUGCACAUCAAAAAGCAGCAUGUUAUUGGUGUGGGAGCUGAAGGAGUUGAGACAUUUAAGAAUGGAAGACUGUGUUGGCUGCAGAUUGCUACUAAAACAAAGGUGUACUUAUUUGAUAUUCUGCUACUUGGAGUACGGGGAUUUAAGAACGGUCUCUCCAUGAUCCUGGAAAGUAAGAACAUAUUAAAGGUCAUUCAUGAUUGCAGAGCCAUUGCUGGAUGUCUGAUUUCUCAGUUCGGAGUUAAGUUGACCAACGUCUUUGACACUCAGGUGGCAGACGUAAUGUGUUUCCACACAGAGACAGGAGGAUUCCUUCCUGACAGAGUCAGCACUCUUGAAGAGGUGUUAAGUCUCCAUCUGAAAGUGCCCCCAUCCAGGCUCUCUUCUCUUCAGGUGAAGUCACAGCUCACUAAGGAAGAAAGGGAGAUGUGCUACAAACGGCCUUGUCCUGUACCCUUGCUGAACGUGAUGGCUUUGUCAGUGAUUCACCUACAGCCUCUCCGACUGGUGCUGCUAGACACUCUCAUGGCUGACUACAUGGCUCUGGUGGAUUCCUACCUCAACAACAGGUUCUACAAACCUGAUGAACUGGGACAUGUCAGUAUGGAAGGAGCGUUGGAGUUGCCCAGCGAGCUCAGGCAAAUAGACAAAAUGCGUUAUGAGCGGCAGGAAUGGGCUACCAACCACUACCCUGUUACAGAAGAGGGUCUGCUGGCUCGCUUCAACCCACACCCUGAGUCAUCAUCCCAGGCCUCUCCUGAAGAAGAACAGAGCAAGACACAGCCUGUCACUUUUGAACCUCUGGAGCCACCGUCAUCCCCAAAAAUGAGCCCUCUUGUUAACCAACAAACCGCAAACCUUUCGAGCGCCACAACUGUUUUGUCUGUGGAUGCCCAUGCUUCUUCCAGCCUGCCAAUCCAGUCUCCAGCCAAAGUGUUGCACCUUGAAAAAGAAAAAUCUGCCAGUAGUUGUCUUCCUGCAGGUGUGGACCGAGGAUGCGAAGGGGCACAGAUGGAAAUAAUGGGAAGAGGAGCGCCAUUUGGGAAAGACCCUUCAUCUGCCUCCCUUACCCAAGACACAAAGCCUCAGCCUGGCUGCCCAGAUAAAGAGCUGUCCAAGGACACGUCUGGUUUAAGCGGGGAGCAUUUUUCUCCAACUCCCCAGUCCCUCUCAUUUUCGCUGAGUCAGUCAUUCAGGUCUUUUAGGUAUUGAAGUAAACCUCUGAGCCUUAGUGCUGUUUAAGUUGUGAUUUUCUAAAGUGGCCAGUAGAUGGCAGUAAAUAUUCUCCUUUUGUAAUAGUUUGAGAGCAGUCAGUUGCAUUUAAUGAAAAAUAGAAAAAAUGUUGUUUGGGUUAUGUAGUUUAUGUUCAUAUUCACACAGUAUUUGUGUUGUUAAUUUAAAAAAAACUUUUAUGUUCCUAUAAUUUUUUGCCUCUAAAUCCUUCUGAUUUUUCUUUUAAUAGUUAAUGGUGAUUGUUCUCAGAACAUUUAUAUAAUUGAAAAUUACUUUUUGCCCUUUUUUUUUUAGAUAAAAAGUUUCAAUUACAGCUUGUUAGUUUAUGUUCUGAUAAUAUGUUCCAAAGUGCUAAGAAAAAAAACUUUGGGCUGUGAAAGACAAAAUAAAACCAACCAGCCACCUGUUAAACAUAGCAUGCUAAGCUCAGUGUGAUUGAUUACUUGUUCAGCUUGGUUUCUGUUUUGCAGUUAAUUUUGAUCGUUAGAAGCAGGGACAAGCAUUGAUGGAUCUACUGGUAACUGAGCAAAAACAUUUCUGGGUGACACUUCUUUUGAUUACUGAUGAUUAGGAAAACAAAUAGCAAUAAAAAAAAAAAAAAGUACCAGA
Messenger RNA from Melanotaenia boesemani (Boeseman's rainbowfish), 2363 nucleotides. It is a transcript of the gene exd1, whose product is annotated as exonuclease 3'-5' domain containing 1. Gene Ontology annotation, biological process: nucleobase-containing compound metabolic process. The coding region runs from base 138 to 1733 and encodes 531 amino acids. Gene Ontology annotation, molecular function: 3'-5' exonuclease activity; nucleic acid binding. The record is from RefSeq and is a predicted model, not a curated record. The transcript has 12 exons. NCBI's taxonomy places the organism in Eukaryota, Metazoa, Chordata, Actinopteri, Atheriniformes, Melanotaeniidae.